This is a messenger RNA of Knipowitschia caucasica, 2586 nucleotides long. The record is from the annotation of a GenBank genome assembly. Lineage: Eukaryota; Metazoa; Chordata; Actinopteri; Gobiiformes; Gobiidae.
AUGUUUGGGUCUCGGAGAGGACUUGACGAGCUGCUGCUGUGGUGCGGCUGUCUGCUGAUGCUUCUACACAGAGUGGCAGACGCUGCAGCCGACUGUCGUUCAAACCAGCUGAAGUGCGGUAAUGGGAGGUGUGUCACGCUCAGGUGGAUCUGCGACGGAAGAGACGACUGCGGAGACGGGACCGACGAGCUCCCAGCCACUUGCGCAAACAAAAACUGUUCGGAAUCGGAGUUUAACUGCGGCCUUCCCCUGAACCAGUGUAUACCAGGAAGCUGGCAUUGUGACGGUAACGCCGACUGCAAGAACGGGGCUGAUGAGAAAAACUGCACUGCCAAAAUAUGCAAAGACAACCAGUUCAAGUGCACAAACGGCGAGUGCAUCUCCAAGGCGUUCGUGUGUGACAAGGAUAACGACUGCUCUGACGGUUCAGACGAGUCGUCCUGCCCCAAGCCCACCUGUGGCCCCAACUCCUUCCAGUGCAACAACACCAAGUGCAUCCCGUUGCUGUGGCGAUGUGACGGGGAUGCGGACUGCGAGGACGGCUCCGAUGAGGAGGCGGGGACGUGCGCGGGACAAGAGCCGGAGAAGAAGCAGUGCGGCGUGCAUCAGUUCCAGUGCGCGGACGGCGAGUGCAUUCACCGUAUCUGGCGGUGCGACGGUGGUGCGGACUGUGGCGAUGAAUCUGAUGAAGUCAACUGCACUCGGCCCACAUGUCGCCCUGACGAGUUCCAGUGCAACGACGGUGCGUGUGUUCAUGGGAGCCGUCAGUGCAACAAAGUGUUUGACUGCAGAGACCAGAGCGACGAGGCUGGCUGUGAAACAGAAAAUGAAUGCGAGGGGCCCACAAAGUUUAAAUGUAAAACUGGGGGGUGCAUCGGUGCAGAGAAGGUGUGUGACGCAAGGAACGACUGCAAAGAUGGCUCCGAUGAACCAGCGGAGUGUAAUCAGAAUGAAUGCUCCACGGAAAAUGGCGGCUGUUCGCACAUUUGUAACGAUCUGAGAGUUGGCUUUAAUUGCUCAUGUCCAGGAGGAUACAGUCUGGACACAGAUGAAAAGACAUGCAAAGAUAUCGAUGAGUGCGUCACACCAGACACAUGUAGCCAAAUUUGCAUCAAUUUUGAGGGUGGCUACAGGUGUGACUGUAUGCAAGGCUACGAAAUCGACCCUGCAACGAGCACAUGCAAAGCCGUAUCAGGAUCUGGCCCCACACUCUACUUCACCAGUCGACACGAGCUGAGACUGAUGACAGUGGACCGCAAAGAAUACAUCCGCCUGAUCCCACAGCUCAAGAAUGCAGUCGCUCUGGAUGUGCACAUACCCUCAAAUACCAUCUUUUGGUCAGACCUCUCCCUCAAGACAAUUUUCAGCACCCGCAUAGAUACUGCCAGUGACGCUUCAACUCACACUGAAGUGAUUGGCAGUGAUAUUGAAGCCCCAGAAGGGAUUGCAGUAGACUGGAUUCACGGCAACAUUUACUGGACAGACAGUGAAUUGAAAACCAUCUCUGUGGCAACCACUGAUGGAAGCAAGAGGAAAACCCUGAUCUCCGACCAUUUGGAGAAGCCCAGAGCCAUUACAGUGGACCCAGUCAAUAACUUCAUGUAUUGGACUGACUGGGGGGAAGAGGCUAAGAUUGAGAAGAGUGGGUUGAAUGGAGGAGACCGCUUGGCCAUAGUGACGGACAACAUUAUGUGGCCCAACGGCAUCACUCUUGACAUGGUUAACCAGCGUUUGUACUGGGUCGACUCCAAGCUGCACACACUCUCCAGUGUCGAUGUCAGCGGGGGGUCAAGACACAUGCUCAUUUUUGACGAGAAGCACCUUUUACAUCCCAUGUCUCUGGCAGUUUUUGAGGAGAAGGUAUUCUGGACGGACAUUGGAACUAGUGCGGUGUACAGUGCUAAUCGCUUGACCGGAGGAGACAUCACAGAGCUGGCAAGGGACCUCAAUCAUCCUGAAGACAUUGUCGUUUUUCACACACUCAAGCAAACUAAUGGUUCAAACUGGUGCCAAACGAGUGAGCUACUGAAUGGAGGCUGCGAGUUCCUGUGCCUCCCUGCUCCUCGGAUCAACAGCCGCUCGCCCCAGUACACCUGCGCCUGUCCGGAUCACUCCGCCAUGGCCGCUGAUAACAGGAAGUGUGUCGCAGUUCAACCUCCUGUGACCAGUCCUGCAGCAAUCCCUAAUGUUCCCACCACUCAAGCACCAACGCAGCCUUCUACUACUACUACUACUACUACUACUACAACUACAACUACUACCACUGCUGCAACUCCCAAUGCUUCAACAAUACUUGAACCAGCUCAAGUGAAUCACAAAUUGUCUGGAUUGCCCACUGAAGACAAGCCUUCCCAUCCAGUCGGCGCAUACAUAGCUGUGCCCCUAUUGGUAAUGUCACUGCUGAUCUUUGGGGCAGUGCUGCUAUGGAGAAACUGGCGUCUGAAAAACACAAACACCAUCCAUUUUGUCAACCCAGUGUACCAGAAAACCACAGAAGACGAGAUGCACAUUUGUCAAAACUCCACCCAGGGCUUCGUCUAUCCAGAGAGGACAAUGCUAAGUAUGGACGACUUGGACAUUGCGUGA